This is a messenger RNA of Talaromyces rugulosus, 1704 nucleotides long. RefSeq lists its product as uncharacterized. The record is from RefSeq and is a predicted model, not a curated record. The coding region runs from base 1 to 1704 and encodes 567 amino acids. The transcript has a single exon. Lineage: Eukaryota; Fungi; Ascomycota; Eurotiomycetes; Eurotiales; Trichocomaceae.
AUGCGCGCCAGCGAGCGAAAAAACAAGAGCCCUAGCGAAUAUGCCAAUCCAUACUUCAAACGGGGCCACCCUGAUCUCUUGUGGCUGAUUCAAAAACCUAAGAAUGUGGCUGGCCAGACCAGUAAAGGGAGCAGUAAAGGAACUAAGGCUCGGACAGAGGAUGGUGAUGAGCCUGACGGCGAAGAAUACCCCGAUGAGGGCAACCGCGAGGACCGUUCGCGUAAUCGAGGUCAACUGGCGAUAAGUACUCGACAAGAAGCCCCCCCUACGGAUCAGCUGUCUGGUGUUUAUCGAGAACUUCAAACGAUACGGCAGCAACAGCAGAUUAUCUCUACUACUAUCUCCAAACUACGUCGGGAACACGAGCAGCUAUAUGCCCAAGCCGCCAACUUCCAAGAGCAACACAAUCGACACGAAAACUCGAUCAAUGCAAUCCUAACCUUCCUUGCUACGGUCUACAAUCGCAGUCUGCAGGGACACGACAGUCAACAAAAUAUCGCGAAUACGUUUGCACCAGAUCAGGGCAAUGUUGUGGAUGUUGAUGACGAUUAUAUAUUGAGUUCCCUCGGGGGUGACCCGUCCUUGGCAACCUCCAAGUUUAAAAAGCAGCCAUUGCUUUUGAAAGCACCUCCCCAGGCCGGAGCAGCUACGAGUGAUCGUGCAACCACCCUGUCUCCAGCUGCAAGUAGCCUUGAUGGCCCUCAAGGGCGAGCAGGUCCUAGACAACAGCCAAUGCCAACGGGUAUUAUUGAGGAGGUUCAGGAAGGCAACAGUCCUCAACCACCACCGGCCGCAGGCUCCUCGUUUGAUCAGCGGAAACCACAGCGGGACAUCAUGUCUAUGAUUCAGAACAGUAACGCCGCCAACGGAAUCCAAACUAAUUUCUCGGACUUCCCCAACAUUGUUUCCUCUCUCGAGACCUCCGGGGGAAACUCCGCUCUUACACCCAAGCAACGAGCAGACACGUUACGGCAGAUGGCACAUGACUCAAAUGUCAAUGAUCCCACCGCUACAUCCCCGAAUAAUGCUCUUAUAAGCCCGAGUCCGCCACCGAUGCUACAAAAUUACUCUGCUCAAUUAAACAACACACGCAAUGAGAUCGACAAUUUAAUGAAGAUGCAAGCAGAGCAAGACCGGUCAGUGCAAAAUCUGACGAAUUUGUUACAACCGCUCAGCCCUACCGGGCAAAUUCCGGGUCUUGUGGAUGGACAUGUGCCACCGCCUUCUCUUGAUCUUGACCAGAUAUUCAACAGUCAAGACUAUUUCACCGACCUCCCUGACUUGAACGACGAUAACAAAGACAAUAUUCCGUUUGGCGACAUGUCAACAGCUCCAACACAGACUGCUGGCACGGAGGGAGAUGUGAAAGAUCUCUUUGACUUUGAGAACCUCGGCAACGAGGGUGGCGGCGACUCGGAUCUGUUUGGUAACAGUGGUCGUGGAGCACCUUCUGGUUACUUUGACAAUUACGAAGACUAUACGAAGAACAACAGCACUUUCAAUAAUGGAAACAUUAUUGAUACCGACGCCGGCAGCGCACCCGGCCGAAUCGUCGAGACCCUUACAGAUAGCGAAGCAACCAGUCCUUCCAACACAGCCGAUGACAACGCAGCAGGCCUAACUGCCCCGUCGAUCCCGGCAGCAGCAUCUACCCCCACCGGCUCAUCAACCACGCACAGCCCAAAGAGGAGACGAAAGGCUUGA